AUGCUCCCAUCGAGGCAGAGGACCUGGGUUGGCACGCCGCUGCUGGCGCUCCUUGCCCUCGUACUCUUUGCCGGCUUCGUCAGGGCAUCGGUGGGUGACAGACUGCCUGAGUUCAGGGACUGUGUGCAAGUCUGCGAGUCUGAAAAUUGUCGCGAUGGCAAACAGACAUCAAUCCCCCCCCUCCGUCGUCUCCUCCUUUGGAACUGCGCCGCCGAAUGCGACUACGCCUGCCAGCACAUCAUCACGACGCAGCGCGUCGCCGCCUCGGAGCGCGUCGUGCAGUUCCACGGCAAGUGGCCCUUUCACCGCUUCCUCGGCAUGCAGGAGCCCUUCUCCGUGCUCUUCUCGCUUGGCAACCUCUGGGCGCACUGGGCAGGCCUGGCCAAGGUGCGCGCGCGCAUCCCCGCCCGCUACACCAUGCGGCCCUUUUACGUCGCCCUCGCCUACGUCGGCAUCGCCUCGUGGGUGUGCUCCGCCGUCUUCCACACGCGCGACUUCCCCGCCACAGAGCAGCUCGACUACUUCGCCGCCGGCGCCAACGUGCUGUACGGCACGUACUACGCGCCCAUCCGCGUGUUCCGGCUGGACCGCGCCACCCCCAACCGCCGCUCGGUGCUGCGCGCGUGGACGCUGCUCUGCGUGCUGCUCUACUGCGCCCACGUGGCCUACCUCAAGGGUGUGCGCUGGGACUACGCGUACAACAUGACGGCCAACAUUGCCGUCGGCAUCGUGCAGAAUAUUCUGUGGACGUGGUUCAGUGUCCAAAAGUAUAGGGAGUCGAAGCGUCUGUGGACGACGUGGCCCGGUCUGGUGGUCGCCUGGGUCAUGUUUGCCAUGAGCAUGGAGCUGUUUGACUUUCCGCCGUGGCUGGGCUCGAUUGAUGCGCACAGCUUGUGGCAUCUUAUGACGAUUGCGCCCACAAUUCUGUGGUACAACUUCCUUGUCAUGGACGCCAAGGCCGACAUGGCCUCAACCGAAAGACUCAAGGCAUAG
Molecule: messenger RNA, 993 nt
Organism: Akanthomyces muscarius
Lineage: Eukaryota; Fungi; Ascomycota; Sordariomycetes; Hypocreales; Cordycipitaceae
Exons: 4
Coding region: 1-993 (330 amino acids)
Biological process (GO): GPI anchor biosynthetic process
Cellular component (GO): endoplasmic reticulum membrane
Molecular function (GO): hydrolase activity, acting on ester bonds
Source: RefSeq, a predicted model, not a curated record